GAGGACCCGCGCAGCUCUCGAAGUCUCUACCGGACUGCACACGGGAUGAACGCGGCUCUGUUUUCCUCUCCGAACCCGCAUCCGUCCCGCACCUUCAGGUCCGAGUCCUCCUAGACCUGGACAGAGCGCGUUCUCUCCGGAACCCGCUGCUAGAGACGGAAAACAAGAAGAAGAAGAAGAAGAGAAGAUCCAGCAGCAGACCUGAAACUGGAUGAAACUAUCUUGACUUUUAUUUUUGAUAUUUUGCUGCCGUUCUCGCCAUGGCCCCCCUCCUCGCCAUGGCCCCCCUCCUCAGCUCUCUGCUCUGGAUGCUUUUCUUGCUUCCCAAUGUGAGAUGCGACGCUGAUCCAGGUCUGUCAGUGGAUACAGAUGGUCUGGCUGAAGCUCAAAGUGGAGCUGCACCCACAGUGGAAGGUUAUUUUCUGGAGUUCCUGGAACCAGUCAACAACAUCACCCACUUCCAGGGCCAAACGGCCACACUGCACUGCAAAGUGGCAGGAAACCCACGACCAACCAUCCGCUGGCUGAAGAACGAUGCCCCUGUGGUCCAGGAGCAGGGACGCAUUACCAUCCGCAAGAACGAGGCAGGAUCCAAGCUCCGGAUCCAGGACCUGGACACAACAGACACGGGCUAUUAUCAGUGUGUCGCCUCCAACUCACUCAAGGUCAUCUCUGCCACGGGUGUCCUGUAUGUCAAACUAGGACAGAUGCCCACAUAUGGCCCAGAUGAACGGUCGCAUGAAAAAGGGUUCUGCCAGCCAUACCGAGGUAUUGCCUGUGCUCGCUUCAUCGGCAACCAGAGCAUCUAUGUUGAGUCUCUUCAGAUGCAGGGGGAGAGUGAAAACCGCAUCACAGCUGCCAUCACCAUGAUUGGUACCUCCACCCACCUAUCGGAUCAGUGCUCCAGGUUUGCCAUCCCUUCCCUCUGCUACUACGUCUUCCCUCUGUGUGACGAGGGCUCUCGGGCCCCUCAGCAGCGUCAGCUCUGUCGAGAUGAGUGUGAGGCCCUGGAGAAUGACCUGUGCCACGCCGAGUACACCAUCGCUCGAUCGAAUCCCAUGAUCCUCAUGCAGCUGGAGCUCCCCAGCUGCCACCUGCUGCCACGGCCGGGCACACCUGAUGCUGCUUCCUGUAUGAGGAUAGGAGUGCCCCAAGAAAAACUGGGUCCAUAUUCCCCCUCAGACCACAGCUGCUACAAUGGAAGUGGGGCUGACUACAGGGGCACAGUCAGCAUCACUAAAUCUGGUCAUCACUGCCAGCCAUGGAGUGCUCAGUACCCUCACAGUCACCACCUGUCCCAGGAAUACCCCGAGCUCUGGGGAAGUCACAACUACUGUCGUAACCCAGGAGGUCAGAUGCAGGCGCCCUGGUGCUUCACCCUGGACCCUCAGGUCAGGGUGGACCUGUGUGACAUCCAGCCCUGCAAUCCUCCAGAGAACCACAGGAAGGAGAUCCUGUUCAUUCUAAUUCCUGCCAUUGCCAUCCCACUGGUCAUCGCUUGCCUCUUCUUUCUGGUUUGCAUGUGUCGCAAUAAGCAAAAGGCAUCAAUUGACUCACCACCUCGAUGCCAGCUCAACAGCUCACCCAGCCAGGACAUGGAGCUGUCUCUCCUCAAUCAGCAAAAACACCAGGCGAAGCUGCGCGAGAUUAACAUGUCAGCAGUGCGGUUUAUGGAGGAGCUUGGCGAGGAUCGGUUCGGCAAGGUUUACAAGGGCCACCUGUAUGGCACUGCACCUGGAGAGCAGACCCAGGUGGUGGCCAUCAGGACUUUAAAGGACAAGGUUGAUGCCAGUCUGUGUGAGGAGUUUCGCCACGAAGCCAUGCUCCGCUUUUACCUACAGCACCAAAAUAUUGUUUGUUUGCUGGGUGUGGUUACCAAAGAGCAUCCAAUGAGUAUGAUAUUCACCUACUCCAGCCUUGGUGACCUGCAUGAGUAUCUGGUGAUGCGCUCCCCCAACUCAGAUGUUGGCAGCUCAGAUGAUGACAAGACAGUCAAAUCCACACUGGAACAGGCCGAUUUUCUUCACGUUAUCACCCAGGUGGCUGCCGGAAUGGAGUAUCUUUCCAGUCAGCAAGUAGUCCAUAAAGACCUCGCUGCCCGAAACAUUCUGAUCUUUGACAAACUAAGCAUCAAGAUCCUGGAUCUGGGACUGUCCAGAGACGUCUACUCUGCUGAUUACUACAAUCUAAUGGGCACAAGCCCUUUCCCUAUUCGUUGGAUGUCCCCAGAAGCUAUUAUGUAUGGCAAGUUCUCCACCGACUCCGACAUCUGGUCUUAUGGUGUCUUGCUGUGGGAGACUUUUAGUUACGGUCUGCAGCCAUAUUGUGGCUACUCCAACCAGGAUGUGAUUGAGAUGAUGCGCAGCCACCAGCUACUGCCUUGUCCGGAUGAUUGCCCCACCUGGAUUUACACCCUUAUGCUGGAGUGUUGGAGUGAAUUCCCAGCAAGAAGGCCUCGCUUUAAGGACAUACACACACGCCUGCGCUCCUGGGAGAGCCUGUCCAACUACAACAGCUCAGCUCAGACUUCGGGCACCAGCAACACUACCCAGACCAGCUCUCUCAGCACCAGCCCGGUUAGCAACAUCAGCAUGAGCACAGCAAAUGCAUCGCGCUACACCAGCCCUAAAAAGAGUUCACCAUUCCAUCAGCCCCAGUUCAUUCCCAUGAAGGGUCAAAUGCAUAGGCCAAUGGUGCCCCCGCAGCUUUACAUCCCUGUGAAUGGAUAUCACCCCAUGCCAGCUUACCCAUAUCUGCAGAACUUUUACCCCAUGCAAAUACAGAUGCCCAUGCCUCACCAGCAGAUGCACCACCAACCACAGAUGGUUCCCAAAGCUGGUUCUCACCAUAGUGGCAGUGGAUCCACAUCUACAGGCUAUGUCACGACUGCCCCUUCCAACACGUCCGUCACAGAGCGAGCAGCUUUGCUAAACGAGGACUCCAAGACUACAACUGAGGACUUGGCUGAUAGGACGUCCCAGGAAGAGGUAGACCAAAACAAGGACUUGUCAGUGCCUGAAACAGAAUUGCUAGGCGACAGUGACCUUCCACAGACUGAUGAAUUGGUGAUCCACUUGUCAGACACAUAAGUGUGUUGCUGUUUGAAGAACAGUGGAGCUGAAAUAUUCUGUGAGCUGUGCUUGCCAAAAAUUCAAAAACCAGCAUGAAGUUAGCAUUUCUGCAGAACAGUGACUGAAUGUUUUUGUACAAGUUUCUUAGAUAGUACAGAUGCAUUUGAAUGUCAAGUGUGUCUCAUGUUUGUACCUCUCAAACUCCUAUGUCCAUGAUUUAGCUAAAUGAAUCGUGCAAUCCUCUAUAGACCUUGUUUUUGUAAUGUUGCCAUUCAGAAGAAUCUAUGUUCUUGCCGUUGCUGUGCAACACAAAACAUUUUCUUAUUCAGUGGUUGCCCUGCCUCGAUAGAAGUCUUGUUUUCUCUGAUGCACACAGUGAUACAAGCCACUUGCCAGCAAGGUCAUUCAUUGGGAGGCCAUAAGAGCAGCAUUCAUGUCCCGAACGCCAAUCCUCCCACCUUGGACACCACACCCCUCUAUAUAGGCACCCUGACCUGUAGGGAUUGCUAGUUUGGCAAAAAGUGACAUGAUCCCUCACCCUCCUCCCACAAACUUACAACGCCAGUUGAAAUGCACAAUCAGGUUUUGCAACCAGAACCCAGGACUGAACCCUGGUUUCUGUAAUGGUGGAAAAUUGUUAUGGUCAUUCACAGCAUGUGCACUCCUUAAUGACAAUUUAAUGUUGUUUUUGAACAAUAGAAUGUAUGAUCAAUAGAGAUGUUGUAGGGGGUGUGAAAGAAUCCGUCUAUGGGUAACUUUGUUGAUAAUUAUACACACAGAUGUAUUUUGGAACUUAUCUCCAUCAAAAAGAACAAGAUGUUGUUUUUUCAGGCCAUUGACAAAGGUUUCAUUCCAUGUGACGUAUUUCCCAUGAGGUUGAUACUUUUAACAUCAACUUUAUUAACUAAGUUGUAAAGAUUUGUAAUUAACGUACUUUGAACUUUGGUUUGAACAUUUUAUUUGUUUAUAUUUUUUCAUUACUGGUGAAGAUUGCUAAGCCACACUUUACUUUGUAUAAGCAGUUUGUUGCUUACCAUAUACUGUUCACAUAAAGUCAUAUGAAUAAAAUGGUGUAUUUUCCCUAGGAAAUCAUAUGCUGUCACUUAUGACAUCAUAUUUUGCCAUCAUUUGUCAUUAAAUGUGCAGAGAGUUACGGUACACUGUGCAUAAAGUUACAGUAGGCCAAAAUAUACUUUGUAGUGAAGAAAUACUUUUAAUGUUGAAUAAAAUAAUCUGAUUGAUCACAUACUGUACCUUUCCAUUGGGGUUCACAUUUAGAAAUACUUAUAUUU
Morone saxatilis (striped sea-bass) is the source of this 4363-nucleotide messenger RNA. It is a transcript of the gene ror2, whose product is annotated as receptor tyrosine kinase-like orphan receptor 2. The coding region runs from base 261 to 3089 and encodes 942 amino acids. Gene Ontology annotation, molecular function: transmembrane receptor protein tyrosine kinase activity; ATP binding; protein binding. Gene Ontology annotation, biological process: protein phosphorylation; multicellular organism development; cell surface receptor protein tyrosine kinase signaling pathway. The transcript is spliced from 9 exons. NCBI's taxonomy places the organism in Eukaryota, Metazoa, Chordata, Actinopteri, Moronidae. The record is from RefSeq and is a predicted model, not a curated record. Gene Ontology annotation, cellular component: signaling receptor complex.